Rotaria sordida is the source of this 468-nucleotide messenger RNA. The record is from the annotation of a GenBank genome assembly. Lineage: Eukaryota; Metazoa; Rotifera; Eurotatoria; Philodinida; Philodinidae.
AUGUUUUCAUAUUCAGCACCAACAUAUGUAUUGGAAACAUUUUCUUCGUCAUUAACUAAUAUAGAUAAUAUACCAAUGAAAAAAAACAUUUCUUAUGAAUUCAAUAGAUCUAAUAUAAAUUCAUUAUCAAAAGAAAUAAUUGAAGAAACUCCUUAUCUUCGUUCUACUAUUCUAUUAUAUGAUAUUUCCAUUUAUGAUAAUUAUGAAGCACAGAAAUAUUUACCUAAAUCCAAUGACAUACAACUCACAUCAAAAUCUGUUCUAUCACUACAAUCACAUGAAAAAGUUCGACAUCGUCUUUUUCUUGAUUCUCCUAAACAAGAUACAACUAGUUCUAUCUCCAGAAAUCAACCACUAAUAACAACUCACAAAACCAGGGGUGUUAUAAAACAAUUAUUUACUUCUCCUUCAUCAUCGCCAUCUAACAUUAACUUUAUAAUUAAUGAUAAAUGUCAAAAACUUUUCUAG